Paramuricea clavata is the source of this 390-nucleotide messenger RNA. The record is from the annotation of a GenBank genome assembly. Lineage: Eukaryota; Metazoa; Cnidaria; Anthozoa; Malacalcyonacea; Plexauridae.
AUGAAUUCCUCUGUCACAUCGUAUGUUGCUGGCGAAGUCGUUUCAAAGUCUAUGGACGAUUUCAGCAGUGCUGUAGGAAAGCUUGAUUUCUCCGCAGAGUCCAUUCCGGGGCUAACACCGUCGAGAUGUAACGACGAAGAAUACAAACGACUUUUAAAACACAGAGAGAAGUUACGAGCACAGCAUUUAAAGAUGGAAGCGGACAGACAAGCAAUGAGACGAAAAAUUCUCAUGAAAUAUGGUAUUAAAGAAAGCGAUAGACACAAGAGUGUGCUGAGUUCGGAGUUUUCCAACGACGAGAAAGAAUUGCUAGUGGGCGAGGAAGAGAGCAGGGAAAAGGAAAGCGAGUCCUGUCUCUCCUGCAUAUCUUGUUGUUUCAAGACCAAGUGA